Protobothrops mucrosquamatus (brown spotted pit viper) is the source of this 1100-nucleotide messenger RNA. It is a transcript of the gene REEP1, whose product is annotated as receptor accessory protein 1. NCBI's taxonomy places the organism in Eukaryota, Metazoa, Chordata, Lepidosauria, Squamata, Viperidae. Gene Ontology annotation, biological process: endoplasmic reticulum tubular network organization. Bases 111 to 863 code for a protein of 250 amino acids. Gene Ontology annotation, cellular component: endoplasmic reticulum tubular network; endoplasmic reticulum membrane; cytoplasmic microtubule. Gene Ontology annotation, molecular function: microtubule binding. The transcript has 9 exons. The record is from RefSeq and is a predicted model, not a curated record.
UCCCACACAUCAGAUUUCAAAUCAUUGAGCUAAUAUUUGGCACUCUUUAUCCUGCCUAUUACUCUUACAAAGCUGUAAAAUCAAAGGAUAUUAAAGAAUAUGUGAAAUGGAUGAUGUACUGGAUCAUAUUUGCACUCUUCACAACAGCAGAGACAUUCACAGAUAUUUUUCUUUGCUGGUUCCCAUUUUAUUAUGAACUCAAAAUAGCCUUUGUAGCUUGGUUAUUGUCUCCGUACACAAAGGGCUCCAGUCUUCUAUAUAGGAAAUUUGUACACCCAACUUUAUCUUCAAAAGAAAAGGAAAUAGAUGAUUGCUUAGUCCAAGCAAAAGAUCGCAGCUAUGAUGCCCUGGUGCAUUUUGGGAAACGGGGGCUAAAUGUUGCAGCCACAGCUGCUGUAAUGGCAGCUUCCAAGGGUCAAGGAGCGCUGUCAGAGAGGCUCCGGAGUUUUAGCAUGCAAGACCUUACCACAAUUAGAGGAGAGAGCAGCAGCACUGCAAUUCCACUUUCUCCUGCCCCGUCAGUUUUUGCACGGGCAAGUAGCAAGCAGAGUCAGCUAAAAACUUCCAAAAUUGCAUCAGACAGUAUUGGAUGUUCAGAAUAUACAUGUUGUUCAGUUUGUCAAAUUGUGCAAGUGGUUCAACUAGAUGGUGAGGCAAAGAAUGAAAAGCCACUUGAAGCAAACUCUAAACCAACUGACAUUGUGUUGUCAGAGGAUGAAGAGAAUGGCUCAUUGGAUAGCACAUCCAAGCCUAAAAGUUCCCUCUCAAAGGACCCAAUCAUUGAGGCACCGCCUAGGAGCCUUAGACCUCGUUUCAGGAAAAAAAGUACCUCAUCUUCUCCUACUGAAACCACAAGCGUGUGAGGAACCAUCCAGCACCAAGAUCCACAGAAUGCCUCUCUUCUGCCUUAAAAGAUCUACAUUAUUGUAUGUGGGGGGGAGAGGGGAACAGUGGUGAGAGGGAUGUGUUUGUGAUAUUGUAGCAUUUUAGGAAUGAACUUUCUUGUUUCCCUUUUCUUAUGCUGCCAUUUGUGUUGCAUUAUAUUUUCCAUUGACAGAAGCAAUGUUUCUUCUACCCCCUUUGAUUUCAUUGCAGAAUAU